UUCAGACAAAAUCCGGAAACUACCUUUGAAGUGUAUGCAGAAGUAACCUAUUCAGGAAUCGGUUGCAUUGGGAAAGAUCCUGAGGUGCGGAGGCAAUUCCCAGAGGACUACAGUGACCAGGAAGUUCUACAGACUUUGACCAAGUUUUGUUUCCCCUUCUAUGUGGACAGCCAUGCAGUUAACCAAGUUGGGCAGAACUUUACAUUUGUGCUUACAGACAUUGACAGCAAACAGAGGUUUGGAUUCUGUCGCUUAUCUUCUGGGGCCAAGAGCUGCUUCUGUAUCUUAAGUUACCUCCCGUGGUUUGAAGUCUUUUAUAAGCUGCUCAAUGUCUUGGCAGAUUAUUCAGCAAAAGGACAGGAUAGUCAAAGGAGUGAGCUCCUAGAAACACUUCAUAAACUUACCAUCCCUGAGCCAGGAACCUCUGUUCAUCUUGGAGUGCACUUUUACUUUACUGUGCCUGACAUCAGAGAGCUUCCCAGUAUACCUGAAAAUAGAAAUCUGACAGAGUAUUUUGUAGCAGUUGAUGUCAACAACAUGCUGCAUCUCUAUGCCAGUAUGCUGUAUGAACGCCGCAUCCUCAUUUGUUGUAGUAAGCUGAGCACUUUAACUGCCUGCAUUCAUGGGUCUGCAGCUAUGCUCUACCCGAUGUUCUGGCAGCAUGUUUACAUUCCUGUUCUGCCCCCACAUCUAUUGGACUACUGUUGUGCCCCAAUGCCCUACCUCAUUGGAAUACAUUUAAGUUUGAUGGAGAAAGUAAGAAACAUGGCCCUGGAAGAUGUAGUCAUUCUUAAUGUAGACACCAAUACACUGGAAACCCCUUUUGAUGAUCUUCAGAGCCUUCCUAAUGAUGUGGUUUCUGCACUGAAGAACAGAUUGAAGAAAGUCUCUACAACCACUGGAGAUGGUGUUGCAAGAGCAUUUCUAAAAGCGCAAGCAUCUUUCUUUGGGAGCUACAGAAAUGCCCUGAAAAUUGAACCUGGUGAACCUAUCACUUUUUGUGAAGAAACAUUUGUGUCCCAUCGUUCUGCUGUCAUGAGGCAGUUUCUUCAGAAUGCCAUUCAGCUCCAGCUCUUUAAGCAGUUCAUUGAUGGCCGUCUGGAUCUUCUUAAUUCUGGAGAGGGCUUCAGUGAUGUUUUUGAAGAAGAGAUAAAUAUGGGAGAAUAUGCAGGUAGUGACAAAUUGUACCACCAGUGGCUCUCUACAGUAAGGAAAGGAAGUGGAGCCAUUUUAAAUACAGUAAAGACCAAGGCCAACCCUGCCAUGAAGACUGUCUAUAAGUUUGCAAAAGAUCAUGCAAAGAUGGGAAUAAAAGAAGUGAAAAACCGCUUGAAGCAAAAGGACAUUGCCGAGAAUGGCUGUUCUGCAACACCGGAGGAAUCUCUACCAAGGACAGCGCCUUCUCCAUUGGUUGAAAAGAAGGACCCUAAAUUAAGAGAAGACAGGAGACCAAUCACAGUACAUUUUGGUCAGGUAUGUCUGAGU
Phaethon lepturus (White-tailed tropicbird) is the source of this 1485-nucleotide messenger RNA. RefSeq names its product DENN/MADD domain containing 1A (gene DENND1A). The annotation marks the transcript as partial. Lineage: Eukaryota; Metazoa; Chordata; Aves; Phaethontiformes; Phaethontidae. Gene Ontology annotation, molecular function: guanyl-nucleotide exchange factor activity; phosphatidylinositol phosphate binding. Gene Ontology annotation, cellular component: clathrin-coated vesicle; cytosol. The transcript is spliced from 18 exons. Gene Ontology annotation, biological process: endocytic recycling; endocytosis. The record is from RefSeq and is a predicted model, not a curated record.